GUUCGAAAGUGGUUUUUGCGUGCCUUAGCUUGGCUAACAAGCCUCUGAUUAGAAAAAUAGCAUUUCUUCGAUUCUUCACAAGUGCGCGUGGGCGCGUAAUAUUUCCGAGUUGAAGUUUCUGCUGUGUCUUGAAGUCAAUUAAUAUUCGCACAAUGUCCGCCUAUGAACUAAGCAAGCUCGUACAAGUCCGCUUUGCUGUUUUUGUUGUUCUUUUGCUGCUAAGCCUAAAAGCACACUACACUGAAGCAGCGCCAACAACAGACCGAAGCUUUGCUUACGCCAAGGCACAGGCUAUAAAGAAAUCUGGUGGCAACCCGGAUACAAGCUCGUAUUUUCGACGCGAUCCCUAUGGCGCCAACACUUAUGCAUUUGGCUUUGAGGUUAACGACAAUCGCACCGGCAACAUACAGUUCCGCGACGAGCGACGCUAUGUGAACGGCAGCGUGGAGGGCUCCUUUGGGCAUGUGCGUCCCGAUGGCCGCGUCAUUGUCACACACUUUCUCUCGGACAAAGAACGCGGCUUUCUGCACGAGACACGCACCUUUGAGUCAGGCGACAGUCAGCAGUGGAAAGCGCAUUGGCCCACCAAGCGGCCGAGUAUACUCAUGCAAAGGCCACAGGAUGUGCCCACCGGUGCUGUGGUGUAUGACAAGGAUCUACACUUGAAUGUGACUAACAGUAAAGUGCCGGAGUCGCUGGCAAAUGCGCUCAAUGAACAACACGCCAUCGAUGUGAACGCCGGUGCGCAUGCGGAAGAUGCCAUGGGAAAUUUGGCCAUACAGGACAUUAUUGACGGCAAGGUGCCGCUGCAGAUGAAGCCGGCAAAAGCAGAGACACACAUUGGCUUUGAGUCUGUGCAUGAUUUUCUACCAACCCAUUUUCCAAUUGUCCCUUUUAUAUUGCCACCAAUGUUGGGUGGUCUCGGCGUAAGUGGUGAAAAAGCGUUGCCUAAAAACGCAAGCAGUCCAUCAGGUCAUGAAGCUAAGCAGAAACAGCAGCAUACUAAAUAUAACGAGGCCAAAAUAAAUAAUUCGGAAAAAAUUGUAAAUGUUAAGGAGCUGGAGAAAAGUGCGGUGAACAAGACCAAGGUUACAUCCUCAACCAAAGCGCCUCAGACGACCAAAGCACCUCAUUUGACGACCAAAGCACCUCAUUUGACGUCCAAAGCCCCUCUUUUGGCGACCAAAGCUGACAAUGCACAUAUUGCCAAGGAGCAACCUACACCAUUGACCAAAGUUCCGGAGAAUGCAACAUUCGUGAAUGGCACCUGGUACCAGCAACUAAUUGACCAGUCCAGAAAUGAGUUUCUCAGUAAUUUACCCGAUAAUCCGUAAAGUGGAGAAUAGAGGGAUUAGAUAUGUAUGAAAAUAAAGUUUUAUAUACUUCCAUUUACAUAUAUACACUAUAUAUAAACAUAUCACUAAGAUUUUAAGUAAGUAAAACCGAAAUCUUUAAUAAAUAAAUAAAUACGAUUGCCAAACGA
This is a messenger RNA of Bactrocera neohumeralis, 1483 nucleotides long. RefSeq lists its product as uncharacterized. Bases 153 to 1334 code for a protein of 393 amino acids. NCBI's taxonomy places the organism in Eukaryota, Metazoa, Arthropoda, Insecta, Diptera, Tephritidae. The record is from RefSeq and is a predicted model, not a curated record. The transcript has 3 exons.